Messenger RNA from Lactuca virosa, 537 nucleotides. The record is from the annotation of a GenBank genome assembly. NCBI's taxonomy places the organism in Eukaryota, Viridiplantae, Streptophyta, Magnoliopsida, Asterales, Asteraceae.
AUGAAAGAUGAUUCUGAAUCCAUUGAUGAAUUCAUGGCAUUUGAUUUUGUGUUUCAAGUUGAGAGUGAUCAUGAAUAUGAUUAUGUUCCAAUGACCAAAGGAGAUUUUUGUAUGCUGAAUAAGAAGUUAGAUGAAAUUCUUUCUCAGGCUUCUACUUUCAUCAACACAAAGUAUGACGAAAUUCUCUCUUUUCAUCACGAAACAAUUCAGAAGUGCGUUAAAGAACAUGAUAAUAAGCUUUCACAAGAUCAGAAGCUUGUUGAUGAUUCUACUAAACUAGUCGAGGAAGCAAGUUUGCAAGUCUUAACCCUUCUCACUGAAAAUGAAAAAGAAGCUUUAUAUGGUCUUCUCUUUGGGCUACAAAAGGAUAAUGUUGAUCAUCAUACCUUAAUUGCCAAUUCCAUUCUCACUUUACAAACAAGUCAGGCUAAUGAAAACAAAAUCAUGGAUGCUUUGGCUAAAGCAACUACAAAGAUCCAAGUUCUUAAGGAACAAUUGAAAACAACGGCUUUGGAUCUUGGAAAAUCAAACGAAUAA